Belonocnema kinseyi is the source of this 3033-nucleotide messenger RNA. RefSeq names its product mitochondrial proton/calcium exchanger protein (gene Letm1). The transcript has 7 exons. Gene Ontology annotation, cellular component: mitochondrial inner membrane. Gene Ontology annotation, biological process: intracellular monoatomic cation homeostasis. Gene Ontology annotation, molecular function: ribosome binding; calcium ion binding. Bases 95 to 2440 code for a protein of 781 amino acids. NCBI's taxonomy places the organism in Eukaryota, Metazoa, Arthropoda, Insecta, Hymenoptera, Cynipidae. The record is from RefSeq and is a predicted model, not a curated record.
GGGCAUAAAAUGUGUGAUGGCCGUGCCUUGUGGUAUAUUUGCAAGGAAAAACUGUUUCAAAACUACUCGAGAAGGGGGAGAUAAAUAACUUAUAAUGAAUCCUUUAGUUUACACGAAGCCAAUAAUAGCCUUACACUUCGGGGCUAUGAGACGGUGUUGUUGCCGAAAAUUGUGGUACAGCGAAAAUCAGAGACUCUGUAGUUUGGCACUGAUACACACAGAAGUCAGAAACACCAGAGUCGGUCCGAGUCCAAAUUUCAUAGGAACUUAUUCAGCGAAUGUGAAACAGUUUCGGAUUAAUAAUUUCCACACCACAGCAUCAUGGAGAGAACGGGAACCCUCGUCAAAGGUCGAAGAAACGGUCAAGAGCAUCAAGGAGGAAAAGGAAGAAAAGGAAAAAUUGGCUUCUGUUACAUCAAAAGAUGUAGCAAAAACAUCGGAGAAAAGUCUAGCGGAAAAACGAACAUUAUGGCAGAAAGUCAAGGCAGAAAUGUUGCACUACUAUCACGGAUUUCGAUUAUUAGGCUUGGAUAUGAAAGUAUCGGCGAAAUUGCUGUGGAGAAUAUUACAAGGAAAAGAAUUGAGUAGAAGGGAGCAUAGAUUGUUGGUGAAAACGACAGGUGAUAUGUUUAGGCUGAUACCAUUCUCGGUCUUUAUCAUCGUACCAUUCAUGGAAUUUUUGCUGCCAAUAGUCAUUAAAUUCUUUCCUGGGUUAUUACCGUCUACAUUUCAAACGGCAUCUGAUAAAGAGGAUAAACUCAAAAAAGCCUUAAAGGUAAAAAUAGAAAUGGCAAAAUUUUUGCAAAAAACUCUGGAUGAAAUGUCUGUGCAGUCAUCAGAUCAUCGAUCUGAGAAAGCUAAGGAAUUUUCUGAAUUUUUCUACAAAGUUAGAUCGACUGGAUCGGUUGCAUCCAAUGAAGAAGUACUCAAAUUUAGUAAAUUGUUUGAAGACGAAAUUACUCUAGAUUCUCUUUCUCGACAACAGUUAAUCGCCUUGUGUCGAGUUAUAGAUGUCCAGACUCUUGGCACCACAAAUUUUCUGCGGUUUCUUCUUAGGAUGAGGCUUAGAAGUCUCUCUGCUGAUGACAGAUUAAUUGAAAAAGAAGGAGUCGAAAGUUUGACCAGGGCAGAAUUGCAACAAGCUUGCAGAGCACGUGGUAUGCGAGCAUAUGGAAUGCCAGAAAGCAAGCUAAGAGAACAGCUGGCACAGUGGCUAGACUUGAGUUUAGUGAAAAAAGUACCGCCUUCGCUCCUGCUUCUCUCACGAGCUCUUAUGGUUCCAGAAGCUACGCCAAUGUCAGAUAAAUUAAAAGCUACUAUCUCUGCUCUUCCUGACGACGUUGUCGCGCGUACCAAGGGCGCUAUUGGAGAGAAAGAGGGCAAAUUGGACCACCGAACAAAUAUAGAAAUCAUAAAGUUAGAAGAGAAACGAAUUGAGGAAGAAAGGGAAGAACAAAAGGAGAAGGAGCAAAAAGAGAAGGAGCAAAAAGAAAAAGAACAGAAAGAGAGCGAACCUCAACCAACUGUUUUGGCAACGGCUCCUAAAUCUGAUGAUAUAACGCACACCGAUGUUAAAGCUAUUGAACAGGCAUUGGAUUCUAUUGGAAAGCAGGUUAAGAAGAUGAUAGUGGAGAAGGAAGAGUUAAAGGAACUUAAAGAAGAGAUGGCUGAGUACCAAGAGGACAUUCAAGAAUUGAAUCAAAUGAAAGCGGAGUCGAAGGGAGAAGCCGAUAUCGAGGACAUCAAAGAAUCGAAAGGAGCUAAACGGCUUUUCAAUAAAGUAAACAAGAUGAUAAACAAAGUGGAUACAGUUCUCUCGGAACUCGAACGGUCCGAGAAGAAGCUAAAAGAAAAAGUAGAAGCCGAAGAGAAGACUCAACCCAAAGCGGUGGAAGAAGUGGUUAAAAUUGAUGAACUCAUUGCUGCCAUCAAAAAGAUCCAAAAUGUACCUGAUGAACAUCGUUUAACUCGAAUUGCAGAAGUUCUAGGCAAAAUUGACGAUGACAGGGAUGGGGCAAUUAAAAUUGAAGAUGUUCUAAAGGUGGUUGAACUUAUUGGCAAAGAAGAUAUAAAAUUAAGUAAAAAGCAGGUGAACGAAUUGAUCGAUCUGAUGGAAAAGGAGGAGGUUUUAGAAGUGGAAGAUCAAAUACAAAAAGCUUUAAAAAAGGAAAGUAAGGAAAUCAAGGAGAUAUCGAAAGCCGAAGAAAGUAUAAUAGACAGUUCCAAGUCUACUGUUCCUGCCACACCUGUAACGAAGGAGAAGAAGUUUGGGAAAGAGGAAUUUAACGAAGAUGUCAGUGUCCGUGAAAAGAAUUACACUUCCUCACCGUCUUCGUCCAAGUUGAAAACUGACGUAGAUUCUGACCCAACUCGAAAUCCACCGAUAGCUCCGAGCGUUCCUCCUACACCGAAAAAGGCCGAAGGGUCAAAACAUCUGUGAUUUAUUGCACAAUAUUCUAAUAUCUUAUCUGACUGGAAUUCAAUCAUCGUAUAAGUUGUAUCACAAAAAAUGAGCCUAAGAUGCUGAUUUAUUUACGAUGAAUUUUAGCAAUUGGUUGUCGGCGCAUUGCUGCAAAUAAUCUAGCAAGGGAUGGAUCCGCCUCGGCGAGAAACUCUUACACAGGAGAAUGCCUUUGAAGAUGGAGCGAAGGCUGUGGUGCAUUUAAUAGCAUCAAAACUACUUUCUUGUUUUUCAAGUGACAAUGUGCAUGUGCUGGUCGCAAACACGUAUCACUUGUUGCUGUCUUAAUUUUGUUACGCCCGGAGGAAACAUCAUUCCAUCUGUCUAAAAAAUUUCACAUUUUCUCUAGGCAUUUGCUAAUUAAUAUUAUUUUAUUGCCAAUGCGAGGUGAUUUUGAAAGGAGUAGGAAACUUGUGAAAAAAAAGUAUUUGCUUGCACGCAAGUAACGAAUGAGACAUAAUGUACAAUUGUAUGUACGGAUUCUUCAUAUUUAUCUAUAAAUAGAGUAUGGUAAGCUAUCGAUAUGUAUAUGUACUACUGUUGUAUAAAAAAGGGUAAAAAACGUGAUGAUC